Doryrhamphus excisus (bluestripe pipefish) is the source of this 6756-nucleotide messenger RNA. It is a transcript of the gene lrrc4.1, whose product is annotated as leucine rich repeat containing 4.1. Gene Ontology annotation, biological process: excitatory synapse assembly; modulation of chemical synaptic transmission; synaptic membrane adhesion. Lineage: Eukaryota; Metazoa; Chordata; Actinopteri; Syngnathiformes; Syngnathidae. Gene Ontology annotation, cellular component: postsynaptic density membrane; plasma membrane; glutamatergic synapse. The record is from RefSeq and is a predicted model, not a curated record. Gene Ontology annotation, molecular function: protein binding.
AGCUGCUACAACGGAUCCUUUCCACAUCGACGCUACUGUUAACGUCACGCCUGUGAGCCGCGCUCGCCUUCCCCUGUCUUGCUCUCUCCCCGGUCAGACGCCGCAUCGGAGAGAGGAGGCACUGAUCACCACACCAGGAGAGGCGGGGGGGUUCAAGAAAGAAGAAGAAGAAGAAAAAAAAAAAAGAGGACUGGAAAGCAAGCAAGACGACAGAGAGGAAAGAAACUGCGCACCACCCCUCCUCUCCCUCUUUAACCCCCCCCACCACCACAAUCAACCCAGCUACAACACCACCACCACUCCUCUCCUUCUUUCACCCCCCCCCACCCUCUCUGAAGAAAUUGACUGAUUAUUGGGAAGUGCGCGGGAGGCAGGCUGCAGCUGCUGCUGUGUGCGCUUCACAGGGAUGGUGAGCGCGAGUCGGUGAUUUGCCGCACGGUGGGUCGCAGUGUGCGCCGGGCUCGAGGGGGGGGACGACGAGGUUAGGGACGGACGACACAUAGCAAAAAAAAAAAAAAAGUCUGGAGCUGCCGAUUCUUUGCAACCACUACCACCCCCCCCUACUGCUGCAGGAAAAGACAAGAAAAGCGGAAGGGAGGAAAAAAAAAAAACCCUGGGAGAAGAGGACACGACGCCACAUUGAGAAGGAGACAUCUGACCAAGCUGUCAAAUGAUUGACCACUGAAAAGUGGACACAGGAAUACAAAGACAAGGAGGAGGGGGGGGCUCUUUUUUUUUUUUAACCCCCCUGGAUUGUCACACUCUUCUUUGGAAGCGGCGCAAACAACAAAAGGCAAAGAAGACCGGGAAAAAGGACGUCCAAAAAUCCCAAAAAAAAAGACAAAGCGAGCACACGUGUUGGUUGUGUGCUGCUAUGGAAACCCGGAUACGGUGUCUAUCCGGGGGAUCAACUGUCGGAUUCCAAGGACAAGCGAGAGGAGCCGACUGCGAGACGGCAGCAUCGGAGCGCCGCUUCCCCGGGAGCCUGAGUGGAUUCCUACGUCCGAGCUUUUUUUCUUCUUGUUGAUCAAGAGACAAACACUCGUCGUACACGGGCGGCCUACGACUCUUUCCGAUUGGAUGUAUGGAUUUACAAAAAAAAAAAAGGGCUCACAUUGGUUUAGCUCUCUUUUUCCAAAAGGGCACUUAUUAAAAAGGCAUUCUUUGCCGCUCGUGGGAUAUACGUCGGCUUUUGUGGUUGCAAAAAAAAAAAAAAAAGGAGAGAAGCUUUAGAUCUCCUGUAUUGUUAACUUGAGGUAGGUGUCGAGUGUUUCAACCUCUCUCUGCAAGCCUACCUGCUCUGCUUGUGUCUCGUGAUGACGGCUUUUGGUUGCUUAAUUUACCACCAUGUCCUUCUCAUACACAUUUCAGAGGAGCCGGCCCCCCCGACUCGGCCCCCGUCUCCCCUGAGCACGUAAACUGUUAACUAAAGGAGUCACAUUAUGUCGUCUUUGCGUCUUCAGUUUCUUUAACCUUUUUAACUCCUGUCCUUGUGACACUAAAGCCAGUCGAGCAUCUAAUCUCCCUGCCCCCCCCCCCCCCCCCCCUACACACCACCCCGACACACACCCCCAUCCGGCCCCCCAGAUGAUGCUGAAUUAUGAAUGUGCCACAUCAUGAGUCUCCUGGGGAGGGUAGCUGUGCAUCGUGCCAGGAAAGCCGCCCUACUCUGUGUAGUGUUCUUCAUGGCACGAGCAUGGAGCAGCGCCUCCCUGGCCUUGGGGGCGGCGGUCUCUCAAGGACCCCAGGGCUGCCCCCCUCAGUGCUCUUGCAGUAGUCAGCAGGGGAAGGUGGUGUGCACGCGGCGGGGCCUGACUCGCGUGCCCCCGGGCAUCCCGGCCAACACGCGCCACCUCAAUCUGAUGGAAAACGCCAUCGAGGCGGUGCAGGCGGACUCGUUCCGCCACCUGCACCACCUCGAGGUGCUCCAGCUCGGGCGCAACGCCAUUCGGCAGAUUGAGGUGGGCGCGUUUAACGGACUUACCAGCCUCAAUACUCUGGAGCUGUUUGACAACCGUCUGACGGUGGUACCCAGUGGGGCCUUCGAGUACCUGUCUAAGCUAAGAGAACUAUGGCUGAGGAACAACCCCAUUGAGAGCAUUCCCUCCUACGCCUUCAACAGAGUGCCCUCCCUGAUGCGACUAGACCUUGGAGAGUUGCGGAAACUGGAGUACAUCUCAGAAGGAGCCUUUGAAGGCCUACAAAAUCUCAAGUACCUCAACUUGGGUAUGUGCAAAAUAAGGGGGGACAUGCCAAACCUGAGUCCCCUCAAGGGCCUGGAGGAGCUGGAGAUCUCGGAAAAUCACUUCCCCGUGAUAAAGCCCAGCUCCUUUAAAGGUCUGAACUCACUGAAAAAGCUAUGGGUGAUGAACUCGCAGAUAACCGUGAUCGAACGCAAUGCCUUUGAUGACUUGUCGUCAUUGGUGGAGCUCAAUCUGGCCCACAACAACCUGAGCGCCGUGCCACAUGACCUGUUCUCCCCGCUCAAGUACCUUGUGGAGCUCCACCUCCACCACAACCCUUGGAACUGCGGCUGCGACUCUGUGUGGUUAGCCCGCUGGCUAAGGGAGUACAUCCCCACCAACUCCACUUGCUGUGGACGCUGCCACUCACCUGCCAACAUGAGAGGUCGGCAGCUGGUUGAGGUGGACCGAGGCGAGGGCGCCGCGACCCAGUGUUCCGCCCCGUUCAUCGCCGACGCUCCGAGAGACUUUAACAUCUCGGCGGGGAGAGUCACGGAGCUUCGGUGUCGCACGGCUCAGAUGUCAUCAGUACGUUGGCUACUACCGAACGGGACCGUCUUGACCCACGCCACCGGUCACCUGAGGAUAUCGGUACUCAACGACGGCACCCUGAAUUUCUCGAAUGUUCUGGCUGCUGAUACGGGCACUUACACCUGCAUGGUAUCCAACGCAGCCGGCAACUCCAACGCUUCGGCCUACCUCAACGUGAGCGCCGCCGAGCUCAACACGUCCAACUUGAGCUACUUCACGACCGUGACGGUGGAGGUCUUGGGGCCGACGAAAGAGAUGCCCAAGCCGAAAACCACCACAACCACAUCUGCAGCCACCGGAGUGGCCGGCGUCGCUGGAGGAGGCCUGGGUCUUGGAUCCACCACCACAACCGCCUCACCUUCAGUCUUUCAGCCGGUGUUCAUCUCCACGCCGACCGUGUUGCUGCAAAGCACCGACAGCCCGCCGGGCGCUGCAAAGCCGUCUGCAGUUCCAGGACUCAAAGGAGCCACUGGCAAGCCUGGCAAGUCCGGCCCAAGUCUGGAUGAGGUCAUGAAAACCACAAAGAUCAUAAUAGGCUGCUUUGUGGCCGUGACGCUAAUGGCUGCCGUCAUGCUCAUCGCUUUCUACAAGCUGAGGAAGCGCCACCAGCAGAGGAGCACAGUGGCGGCUGCUCGCACGGUGGAGAUCAUCCAAGUGGACGAGGAGGACCUGCCACCACCAGCGUCGGCGGCUCAAGAAACCGCGCUCACCUUGCCUGAAAUUCGAGACCACAACAGCAUCCAUAAACUGGACUUUCUCAGCCACAAGGCCGACUACAGCUUUCACAAACCCAAGGCCGAAUACAAACCUCAGCCUGAUUUCACCUUCCACAAACCCAAAGCCGAGUACACGACGUACAAGCCCAACAUGGACUUCCACAGCGGUCACACUCAUAAAUCUACGCCGGACUUUAGCCUACACAGGCCUAAGCUCGACUACAGUCCCUUCAGGCAGGACUUUAACACUCACAAACCGAAAGCGGAAUACAGUCCGUUCAAAGCAGACUUUGGGACUCAUCCAAAAAGCAGGACAGAGUACAGUCCUUUCAAAGAAGACUACAGCACUCAUCCGCGGCAAAAAACAGACUUCAGCCCCUUCAAGAGAGAUUAUAAUACCCAACCCAAGUCCAAACACGAGUACAGUCCGUUAAGAUCAGACUACAACACUCAGCAGAAACAGAAAGUGGAGUACAGUCCAUUCAAGCAUGACUUUGGAACUCAUCCGAGGUCGAAACCGGAUUACAGCCCAUUCAAGCCUGGCUACAGUACUCAACCCAGACCCAAACCGGACUACAGUGUCCAGAAAAGCAAGCCCGAUGGCAACUACAGACCCAAGGACCCCUACGCCCCCCAUAAAUCUGCAAACGACUACAGCGCUUUCAAGACGGACUUCAGCCCACAGAAAGCAGAUUUCAGCGCCUUUAAAUCGGAUUUCAGUCCCCGCGGCCAGAGACCCAGAACGGAUUACAGUCCGCACAAGGUGGACUACAGUCCCCACAGGAUGGACUUCAGCACCCUGAAGCCCAAAUACAACACCUACAAACCAACGGGCCACGGGGCCAAAUGGACCGAGAACAAUGUCGGGAAUUCUUUGCCUCGAACCUUGCCUAGCACCAUCACGGCCAUGGCUGAGCCUUUUGUCAUAAAAACUCACACCAAGGAGAAAGUACAGGAGACUCAGAUUUAAACGGCUUCGACCGCCCCACCCCCUUUCCCCCUGAAACCCAUUGCCAUUGCCCCCAGUCCGCACCCCGACCCUCUUGAAUCACGCAAUAGAAUGCACAAUGAAAACAAAGAGAGGUGACUAUUUUGUACAGAGAGCAGAGACUAAUGUUGUACAUGCUUAUAAAUAUACAUAUAUAUAUAUAUACAUAUAUAUAUGUAUAUAUAUACUGUAUAUAUGGACACAAACUACCAUGGGCUGGUGACAGAGAAACAUAUAUUAAAAAGAAAAUGAAACUAUUUUCUAACUUGUAACUUCUAUUUAAAAUAAUACGUUGUUUAAGAAGCUGUCUUGACUUUGACAAAUGAGGGUAGUGUUGUUUUCAAGAGAGAGAAAAAAAAACGAGGGUGGGGGUGGGGGUUUGGGGGGGGGCAUUCUGUGUGAUUUUUACACUCUGCUACAGAGAAGUGCAGUGAGAAGAGAUUUAUUUAUACAGAAAGGGUCUCUUUAACAACAACAACAACAAAAAAGGUCAGUGUUGAUCUUUACAGGUUUAUCUUAUAAAAAGCACCAAGAAUUUGUACUGUGCCAAAUGUUAUAAAUGCAAUAAAAGAUUUCUUUUUGGAGUAAAAAAAAAACAUAAAAGUCUUAGAGAGACGUGGAUUUUUUUUUUCUAUAGUUGGCCUGGUGUGUACAUUCUGUACUGUAAAGAUCAGCCAGUUGCUGUAGAUACUGCAGCAAGAUGCUGCGGUGAGCCUUUUUUUUUUUUUUUUUAACCGUGUGAGCGCUGAAGCAGUCCGACGCGGUGAAUAACGGCGCGGCGUCCGCCAUCAUAACAUGAGGGGGGGUAGGGUGCUCAAAGGGUAUUUAUUGAUAGAACAUAUGCAUUGCAAUGGAAGGUUAAAAAAAAAAAACAGGUGGCACGGUGGUCAAGUGGUUAGCGUGCGGACCUCACAGCUAGGAGACCCAAGUUCAAUUCCACCAUGUGGAGUUUGCAUGUUCUCCUCGUGCAUUGCAAUGGAAGGUUAAAAAAAAAAAAACUGGCGGCACGGUGGGCGAGUGGUUAGCGCGCAGGCCUCACAGCUAGGAGACCCGAGUUCAAUUCCACCCUCUGUGUGGAGUUUGCAUGUUCUCCCCGUGCAUGCGUGGGUUUUCUCCGGGUACUCCGGUUUCCUCCCACAUUCCAAAAACAUGCUAGGUUAAUUAGCCACUCCAAAUUGUCCAUAGGUAUGAAUGUGAGUGUGAAUGGUUGUUUGUCUAUAUGUGCCCUGUGAUUGGCUGGCCACCAGUCCAGGGUGUACCCCGCCUCUCGCCCCAAGAAGACAGCUGGGAUAGGCUCCAGCACCCUCCGCGACCCUUGUGAUGUUCUUUCAUGGGCUGCACGGUGGUCGAGUGGUUAGCGCGCAGGCCUCACAGCUAGGAGACCCAGGUUCAAUUCCACUCUCUGCCAUCUCUGUGUGGAGUUUACAUGUUCUCCUCGUGCAUUGCAAUGGAAGGUAAAAAAAAAAUUUUUUAAAGAAAAACAGGCGGCACGGUGUUCAAGUGGUUAGCGCUCAGACCUCACAGCUAGGAGACCCGAGUUCAAUUCCACCAUGUGGAGUUUGCAUGGGUUUUCUCCGGGUACUCCGGUUUCCUCCCACAUUCCAAAAAACAUGCUAGGUUAAUUAGCCACUCCAAAUUGUCCAUAGGUAUGAAUGUGAGUGUGAAUGGUUGUUUGUCUAUAUGUGCCCUGUGAUUGGCUGGCUGGCCACCAGUCCUCCCGCCCAAAGACCCUUGUGAGGAUGAGCGGUAGAAAAUGAAUGAAGAAAGAAAAACAAACAGCCCAGGGUGAAACGUUCAGGGCACCAGUGAUUUCAGUGAAAAAAAAAAAAUGAUGAGUUCAGGUGAAAUACGAACUUUGUGAAACGCCUCAUCUUGCACUUUACCAGAAACAUAUAGAUCCUCAUUUCACUUUUCAUUGCUCUGCCAGAUGUUGUGCCUUCAUCAAUCAACAUGGCGGGGGGGGGGGGGUUUAGGGUGACAAAUGCGUUCAGGUCUCGCCCGUUAACCGGGAAUUCUUCAUUUCUGACACAAUCGGCCAUCUUCAUCGUAACACCGUGUCACAAAUGAGUGCCUGACAAAGAGCGAUGACACGUGACAUGCGUGUGCGUCACACGACGACGACGUAAUCGCGGUUCGAUUUGAAGCGCACAUAAAACAUAAAACAUAAAACUGCUUGGCUUGUUUUAAGAACAACAAGCAUCAAACGAGGCGUCAAUCAUGUACACGGCAAUAGCACAAGUUUGCAUAACAGGGGACAGGUGAAGCGCAUUGGGGGCAG